CUCGCCGCCGUCUUCCCCCUCCUACCGCCGCCUUCCCCCUCCUGCCGCUGCCGCCGCCGGGACGCGCGGCCUCGGGUUGCCGGGGCUGAGUCGCGCGCGCCGUGCACUCUGGCUCGGGGUGGGGCAGAGGACUCGCCCCCGACCCUCCCGCGGAGGGUCCUCUCGGCUUUCUUGUGGUCCGGCGGCCCUGGGGCUCCUUCCUAACAGCCCCGGACUGAGUCCCCUCAAGUCGGGGACCCUCCGCUCCUUUAAGGAGGAGUGGACACCUGCCGCCGUAUUUCUCUAAAACGGCGUCUUCUCUGUGCUGUCCCCUCACACCCACACAGACGGCAGAGAACUGCAAGAUGCCGUUUGCUCUCUUUUCCAACUCCAGAACCUUCUGAUCUCCGCUAGUUCCUACUGGCUCCUGCCCCUUGCCCCGUCCGCGCUCACAGGGAGACAUCCCUCAACCCCAUACAGCCUGGGCCUGGCUCCGAGCCUGCGGGCUGCUUCUGGACCACCUCCUCUCUUCACUCCCCCUCCCCCUCUGUCCUCUGACCCUCAGUCCCCUUGUCACCUCUUCGAGCCCCCGCCUAACCAGGAGCCAGGGGGUUCCCCCCUACCAGGAUGUGAGCCCCUUUAACCUGUAAUGCUGUGGCUGGCCCUUGGCCCCUUCCAUGCCAUGGAGAACCAGGUGCUGGUGAUUCGCAUCAAGAUUCCAAAUAGUGGAGCCGUGGACUGGACAGUGCACUCUGGGCCGCAGCUUCUCUUCAGGGAUGUGCUGGAUGUGAUAGGCCAGGUUCUGCCUGAAGCAACAACCACAGCAUUUGAAUAUGAAGAUGAAGAUGGUGAUCGAAUUACAGUGAGAAGUGAUGAAGAAAUGAAGGCAAUGCUGUCAUAUUAUUAUUCCACAGUAAUGGAACAGCAAGUAAAUGGACAGUUAAUAGAGCCUCUGCAGAUAUUUCCAAGAGCCUGCAAGCCUCCUGGGGAACGGAACAUACAUGGCCUGAAGGUGAAUACCCGGGCUGGAUCCUCUCAACACAGCAGCCCAGCAGUCUCAGAUUCACUUCCAAGCAAUAGCUUGAAGAAGUCUUCUGCUGAACUGAAAAAAAUAUUAGCCAAUGGCCAGAUGAAUGAACAAGACAUACGGUAUCGAGACACUCUUGGUCAUGGCAACGGAGGCACAGUCUACAAAGCAUAUCAUGUUCCAAGUGGGAAAAUAUUAGCUGUAAAGGUCAUACUACUAGAUAUUACACUGGAACUUCAGAAGCAAAUUAUGUCUGAAUUGGAAAUUCUUUAUAAGUGUGAUUCAUCAUAUAUCAUAGGGUUUUAUGGUGCAUUUUUCGUGGAAAACAGAAUUUCAAUAUGUACAGAAUUCAUGGAUGGGGGAUCUUUGGAUGUAUAUAGAAAAAUUCCAGAGCAUGUCCUUGGAAGAAUUGCAGUGGCGGUCGUUAAAGGCCUUACUUAUUUGUGGAGUUUAAAGAUUUUACAUAGAGAUGUGAAGCCCUCUAAUAUGCUAGUAAACACAAGAGGACAAGUCAAGCUGUGUGAUUUUGGAGUUAGCACUCAGCUGGUGAAUUCUAUAGCCAAGACGUAUGUUGGAACAAAUGCUUAUAUGGCGCCUGAAAGAAUUUCAGGGGAGCAAUAUGGAAUCCAUUCUGAUGUCUGGAGCUUAGGAAUCUCUUUUAUGGAGCUUGCUCUUGGGAGGUUUCCAUAUCCUCAGAUUCAGAAAAACCAGGGAUCUUUAAUGCCUCUCCAGCUUCUGCAGUGCAUUGUUGAUGAGGAUUCACCCGUCCUUCCGGUUGGAGAGUUCUCCGAGCCAUUUGUACAUUUCAUCACUCAGUGCAUGAGAAAACAACCAAAAGAAAGGCCAGCACCUGAGGAAUUGAUGGGCCACCCAUUCAUCGUUCAGUUCAACGAUGGAAAUGCCACCGUGGUGUCCAUGUGGGUGUGCAGGGCACUGGAGGAGAGGCGGAGCCAGCAGGGCCCCCCCUGAGGCUGCAGUGUGAUGCUGAAAGCCCAGGACUGGUCACCGAGGAGAAGACGUGCCUGUUGUGGCCUUCGUUUGCUGUCCGCACCAGAAGAGCUUU
Molecule: messenger RNA, 2069 nt
Organism: Balaenoptera ricei (Rice's whale)
Lineage: Eukaryota; Metazoa; Chordata; Mammalia; Artiodactyla; Balaenopteridae
Gene: MAP2K5
Product: mitogen-activated protein kinase kinase 5
Exons: 22
Coding region: 629-1975 (448 amino acids)
Biological process (GO): protein phosphorylation
Molecular function (GO): ATP binding; protein binding; protein kinase activity
Source: RefSeq, a predicted model, not a curated record